Corvus hawaiiensis (hawaiian crow) is the source of this 3077-nucleotide messenger RNA. RefSeq names its product polo like kinase 3 (gene PLK3). Gene Ontology annotation, cellular component: nucleus; cytoplasm; centrosome. Gene Ontology annotation, molecular function: protein serine/threonine kinase activity; protein binding; ATP binding. The record is from RefSeq and is a predicted model, not a curated record. Lineage: Eukaryota; Metazoa; Chordata; Aves; Passeriformes; Corvidae. Gene Ontology annotation, biological process: mitotic cell cycle; Golgi disassembly; mitotic G1/S transition checkpoint signaling. The transcript has 15 exons. The coding region runs from base 16 to 2241 and encodes 741 amino acids.
UGUCACUGUGUGUGCAUGGGAGGGCCCCUGUGCGGUGGGGGCAGCGAGACCCUGGAUGGGCUUCCCCGCCGGUGUCACAGCCGGCAACGGGGCACCACGGCAUUCCUGGAACCCCUUCCCCGUGCUGCGGCCCCUUUAAGGGUGGCGGGGGCCGCCCGGGGGCGGGGCUUCUCGGGUGACGUCAUCGCGGCCCCUGAUAAAGGCGGCGGGAUUCCCGGGGCGGCAGCGGCGGCGCGCGCCGGCGGGGCCACGUGCGCGGGGCGCGGCGGAGCCCCGGCCCGGGAGCCUCCUCAUCCUCCCGCGCCCGCCAUGGAGUCCGCUGGCCUCUUCCCCCCUUUCGCCGCCGCCUCCCUCCCCGCGCGGCCCGCGCCCGCCCCGGCGCCGCCGCCCCGCGCGGCCGAGACCACCCGCAUCAUCACCGACCCGAUCUCCGGCCGCUCCUACUGCAAGGGCCGCCUGCUGGGAAAGGGUGGGUUUGCACGAUGCUAUGAAAUGACAGACCUCUCCAGCAACAAAACCUAUGCCGUGAAGGUCAUUCCUCACAGCCGGGUGGCCAAACCCCACCAGCGGGAGAAGAUCACCAAUGAGAUUGAGCUACAUCGGGACUUGCAUCAUAAGCACAUUGUCAAGUUCUCCCACUACUUUGAGGACUCAGAGAGCAUCUACAUCUUCCUGGAGCACUGCAGUAGGAAGUCCCUGGCCCACAUCUGGAAGGCCCGUCAUACUCUGCUGGAGCCCGAAGUGCGCUAUUACCUCAAACAGAUCAUCUCAGGCUUGAAAUACCUUCACCUCAAGGGCAUCCUGCACAGAGACCUCAAGCUUGGCAACUUCUUCAUCAAUGAAAACAUGGAGCUGAAGGUGGGGGACUUUGGGCUGGCUGCUUGCCAGGAUGUCUCUGACCAGAAGAAAAAGACAAUAUGUGGGACCCCCAACUACCUGGCCCCAGAAGUGCUGCUGAGACAGGGUCAUGGGCCAGAGUCGGAUGUGUGGUCUCUGGGUUGUGUCAUGUACACCCUGCUGUGUGGGAACCCUCCCUUUGAGACCUCUGACCUCAAGGAAACCUACAGGUGUAUCAAGCAGGUGGAAUACACCCUCCCAGUUUUCCUCUCCCUGCCUGCCAAGCACCUCAUUGCUGGUAUCCUCAGGCGUAACCCCCAGGACCGCUUCACCCUCGAGGAGAUUUUGGACCAUGAGUUCUUCAAGGGCUACACGCCUGAGAAGCUCCCUCCCAGCAGCUGUGUGAUGGCUCCAGAGCUGAGUCCCCCAAAUCCUGCAAAGACUCUGUUUGCUAAAGUCACCAAGACACUCUUCGGGAAGAAGAAAUCUAAGGCCAAGAAGGGCUCUUCAGAGGACAGGGAUGACAUCUCCAAGCUGGUUACUGGGCUGAUGAAGACCUCAAUCUGUCGGCAGAUGAGCUAUAAAACUGUGGAAGGGAAUGAGGCCACUCCUGUAUCAUGCCGCAGUGCCAGCUCCAGCCCUGUGGAGACGGUGGUGGAGGAGACGUCUCACAAGUCUGCGUCCCCCUCCAUCCGGGGAACGAUGGCCAGCAGCUGUGAAGCCUUUGAAGAUUGCAUCAGCGCCUCUGCUAUCAUCGAGUCAGCUGUCCGGCUCCUGCGGACCUGCCUCUCCUCCAUGCCUCCAGCGGAGAAAAACCCAGCUUCCCUGGCCCGCCACGAGCACUUUGUGUGGGUGAGCAAGUGGGUGGAUUAUUCCAACAAGUACGGCUUUGGCUACCAGCUCUCCAACCACAGCAUCGGAGUGCUCUUCAACAACGGCACGCACAUGACGCUUUCCCCCAACCACAGGACUGUACAUUACAACCCGACCAACAGCAAACACCUGGUGUUCUCUGUGGCCGCCAUCCCUGAGCAGCUGCAGGGACAGAUGAGUGUCUUGCGCUACUUUGCGUCCUACAUGGAGCAGCAUCUCAUGAAGGGAGGUGACCUGCCCAGCAUAGAUGACCUCGGGCAGCCAGCCCUGCUCCUCCUGCAGUGGGUGAAGACUGACCAAGCCUUGCUCAUGCUCUUCAGCAAUGGGACCCUCCAGGUGAAUUUCUACAAUGACCACACCAAGGUGAUCAUUAGCAAGCCUGACCACUCCUGCCUUGUCACCUACAUCAACCGGGAGCGCAACUCCUACACUUACAAGCUGUGCAGCAUCCAGGAGCUGGGCUGCUCUCCUGAGCUCCACCACCGCCUCAGAUACAUCCUCAAGCUUCUCCAAGAAUGGGCUGAGGCCUAGCCUGGGACCUUGGGGGACCCUGUCUGGACACAGAGGUUUCCCCCUGCCCUCCCAUGGGAUGGGAGGUAUGAUGUGGUGCUGGCUAGCCCCUGGGCACCCUGUAUCCUGGUGCUCAGCUGGAUUCUGGACUAAGACAUGUGGAUGUGGUUACAGCAGCAGGUCUGGAUAUCCUUGCUGCUCCCUGGCUCUGGGCAAUCGCUGUCUUCCCACUGGCAGCUCCUGCUCUAGUGGUGCUGGUCUUGAUGGAAUGGACUGGGGUGUUACAGGGUGGUGGUGGGUGAGUGUCCUGCAGCCAGGUUUGGGGCUGGCUGGGUCUUGUUUGGGGCUGGCAACUGCCUGUGAUGGGGGCUCAGGCUGCCCUGUCCUGGUUGAUGUAUCAGUUGCACAGACCCUCUGCAUGGCCUGGAGACAGCUGCCACAGCCUUGAUCUCAAACUUUGAGUGCUGUAGGGUAGGAAAAACCCCUUCCCCAGGGAUGAAGGGUCCUGCCUGCCCUGCCAGGGGCUCCGUGGGCUGAUGGGUGCCACUCCACAACUGCUACACUAAGGAGGGGGCUGCGCUGGGCCCAUCUGUGCCCUCUCUCUUCCCAAAUUGUGAAUUGUCUGGUACAACCUGAGGCUUGAUAAAGGAUGGGGGAUGGGACCUGAGGACUUGCCUGGAGAAGCCCUCAUUUUGUUGGGACCCAGGGUUGUUUCUUAUUUCAAGGCAGUCUCUGCCAUGUGGGACUAUUUAUGUAUCUUAUUUAUAUGGAAUUAUUUAUUUUCCUGUUGGUCUGUCCACGUGCAGUUCCCCUCUCCCUGACUCGCCUCAAUAAAAACUUAUUUGUGUAAGGGCAAA